This is a messenger RNA of Passer montanus (Eurasian tree sparrow), 3093 nucleotides long. It is a transcript of the gene PUS7L, whose product is annotated as pseudouridine synthase 7 like. The transcript is spliced from 8 exons. The record is from RefSeq and is a predicted model, not a curated record. Lineage: Eukaryota; Metazoa; Chordata; Aves; Passeriformes; Passeridae. The coding region runs from base 376 to 2385 and encodes 669 amino acids. Gene Ontology annotation, cellular component: nucleus. Gene Ontology annotation, molecular function: RNA binding; pseudouridine synthase activity. Gene Ontology annotation, biological process: pseudouridine synthesis.
AGAGGGACCCCGCCCCCGGCACGCCCCAUGUCUGGCCGCGAGGAGGGGGGCUCGUUGUCUCGUGGCUUUCCCCCCCCCGGCCCUGGGGAACUUGGUAACGUCCUUGGGCCCCGUUGAUGGGAAGCGGGGGGGAGGAGGUCGUGGCGCCCCCUGGCGGCGGCUGCCGGGGCCGCAGCGCUCCCGCCUGUCUGUCUGUCUGUCCGUCCGUUCGUGCUUCGCUCCCAGCCUGGGUCCCUGCAUCCAUCCGUCCUUCCGUCCGUCCGUCCGUCCGUCCCUGCCUCCCUGCCCUUCAGCAGCCUUCCUCGUAGCGGCUGAUGCUGUUCCGCCCCGCUCCGUUUUCCUCCGCGGCCCGGCGGGAGCAGGCAGGCCGCAGCCAUGCUGCCCUCCUUCAGUUACCUGGGCGAGCACGCCGGCUUCCGCGGCACCAUCAAAAACUCGCCGAGCGACUUCGUGGUGACGGAGCUCGAGGCGCCCGAGCUCUCCCUCGGGGAGUGCCGAGCUGAGCCGCCCCGGAGCAGCCCGCGUCCCGGGGAGCCCAAGAGGCGCAGGACGGCGCCGAGCGGCCCCGGGCGGGCGGGAGGCGGCUGUGCCGCGUGCCCGGGCACGAGCGAGCGUGCGGCAGAGCCCGGGCUGCAGUCCGGCCGCGGGCGGGCCCCUGUGUUGGAGUCCCUGCUCGGCAAGCCCGUGAGCGAACUGCUCGGCAGAUUUGCCUGCGACGUGAAGGAUGCGUGGGGCUUGGAAAACAGCGCGGAUGCUGGUGCUAGGGAGUUCUCGCUAGGACCUAGGCUGGACAAGAAAAUUCGAGCAGAUUUACACAGUGCUGUUAGGCAGAAAUUCCCCUUUCUAGUCACUCUUACAAAAGACAAUGAAAUGAUUGUAAAAGGGAAUCCUGAUUACAGAGAACUUUGUCAAUUAGUGACUGAAAAGGAAACGAGUGAUUUCUUUAAAUUUUUAGAUGCCAAGUUAGAAAAUUCUACGUUUUCCUUUGAGCCUGAUGGAAACAAAGAGCACAGAAAAACAGUUCACCACUUUAUCAAUAGAAAAUUUGGAAAGCUUUUAGAAACAAAAUCUUUUACCACGACAGAUGUCAACGAUCAGCCAAAUACAUCAAUAACGGUACGGUUUCGAGGAAAAAGUGGGUCCAGAAAAAGAUGUGCUGGUGGUUUUCAGGAGAAGCAAGAUAUUUAUACAGCUUUCACCCUUCAGAAAGAAAACCUGGAAACACUAGAAGCAAUCGGCUUGUUGGCAGCUGAACUUGAUGUUCUUCCUUCAGACUUCAGUUACACUGGCAUCAAAGAUAAGAAGGCAAUCACUUUGCAGCCUAUGGUGGUGAAAAAGGUGACUCCUGAGAGGUUGAAGGAACUUGGAAACAAAAUGGAAAAAAAGGGUAUGAAAAUACACAACAUCCGUCCAGCAUACCAGCACCUCAGACUUGGUCAGCUGAAGGGCAAUCACUUCGAUAUAGUUGUGAGAGAUCUCCAGCACCACAGUCACGACUCUUCUGCAGAUUUGAAGGAGAGAAUAGCUGAAGCAGUGGAAAGUGUUAAGACAAAAGGUUUUGUGAAUUACUACGGACCUCAGCGAUUUGGACAAGGACAAAUUGUUCAGACAGAUCAAAUAGGAUUGGCUUUACUGAAGGAAAAAAUGGUGAAAGCUGUGAAAUUAUUUUUCACACCUGAAGAUACUGAUGAUCCUGUAAACAAUGCAAAAAGAUACUUUCUUCAAACUGAAGAUGCAAAGGGCACACUUGUAAUGCUUCCAGAAUUUAAAGUAAGAGAGAAGAUGUUGCUGCGAGCUUUAAAUCGCUAUGGUGUAAAUGAUGAAGGUUGUACCAAAGGAUGGCUCAGCAUUCCUCACUCCUUGCGCAUAUUCUAUGUCCAUGCUUAUUGCAGUAAAAUUUGGAAUGAAGCAGCAUCAUAUAGGCUGAAGACUUAUGGCUCAAAAGUGGUCGAGGGUGAUCUUGUCUUCUUGGAAGAAAAUGAUGAAAACAUUUCCCUGAAUGACAAGGUUCAUGUAGUCACUGCUUCAGAAGAAUCAGCUAACAAAUAUUCUAUAUACCAAGUGGUUCUUCCGAUGGUUGGACACAGUAUCAAGUAUCCCAGUAAUAAAGUUGGACAAUGGUACCAUGAAAGACUUUCCAAGGAUGAGCUGGAGUUGUGCAAAUUCAGAGUGUCUCCAUUACAGCUAAAUAUACCUGGAUGCUACAGACUCAUUUUGAAGAAUGUUCAGAAUCUCUCAUAUUUUUUGGAAAGUAGUGAAAAAGAGAUCAAAAUUGAGGACAACCAUCUGAAUGAUUUAGAAGUCUCUCUUCAUAUAUCAUUUGACCUUGAUCCUUCAUGUUACGCAACAGUCUGUCUGAGAGAAAUAAUGAAAUGUGAUUUUUAAGAUUCCACUUAACAAAAGAUUGCAGAAAAAUUGUACAAUGUUGGUAUUUUGCAUGUAAUGGCAAGAACAUAAGGGAGAAUAACAGGUUCAAGUCAUGAACAGGAAAAAACUUUAGAUUGAGAUUCAUGCAGAUAAGGAAAAAAAACAUUACCAAAAUCCUUUAGAAUGUUUCAAAAUAAUUCCAAACUCUUAAAUGCAUUGAAUGCAUUGGAGUAAAACUGUUGCACCAGGAUGGUCUAACAGAACUUAAAGAAAUCAUGGGCAAGCAGCAUGAAUUUCCUGUUUGCAGAGAAAUCAGGCUUGCAAAGUUAAGUCCUGGAAAUGCAUUUGCAGCAAACAAAUAUAUCUUGUAAUUCAUAGUAUUUUUAUAUGUUUUAUACUAAAUGCUAUUCAAGCAAUAAUGGUCAAGUCUAAAGGUUUCUAACUGAAAGGUUGUACUGAGGUUUCCUAAAUUUGUUGUGUUUCAUUGUGUUCAGGUAUUUGGUGUUAAAAGGUUAAAGCCCUGAGUCAACAGUGACAAGUUGUCGGUUGCCUUAUCAGACAUUUGAUGAAUGCCCCAAAUUAAGUUAAUGCUGACAAUGUCAGGAUUCAGUAGUGCAUAGCUGGGAGUGCCUAUUUUAGUAAGUUCUUCAAGAUCAGAUGAGUACUUGACAUCACUGGAAAAAACAUUUAUAAUAAAACCAAAACCAUAUAACAUUGUUUACAAGA